Messenger RNA from Ctenopharyngodon idella (grass carp), 2884 nucleotides. RefSeq names its product CTD nuclear envelope phosphatase 1a (gene ctdnep1a). The record is from RefSeq and is a predicted model, not a curated record. Gene Ontology annotation, molecular function: protein serine/threonine phosphatase activity. NCBI's taxonomy places the organism in Eukaryota, Metazoa, Chordata, Actinopteri, Cypriniformes, Xenocyprididae. Bases 718 to 1455 code for a protein of 245 amino acids. The transcript has 8 exons.
UUCUUCCUAUUUUUAUUAUUUUUUUUAUUAGCUCGCCCUAUUGACCUUCUAUAACGUCAGAUUAAAGUAAGUAACGUGUGUCAUUAACAAUAUAUUUGUGAAUAUAUCUGUGAGUACAUUAGUUCACAGUUAAUGUGUCUCUAUCUCCAGAGCUCCUUACUCUUCUAUUGACCCAGCUUCAUUGAGGACACGUUUGUUGUUUCUCGGAAGUGACGAAACCAAAGUACUGAUGGCGGCUCACAGUUUGCUCCCGGAUAUGUACUGAAACGAAUUUGAUGGCGUCUGAUUGGACUUUUUGCAUACUUGGCCGUUUGUCUGAAGUCUUGAGAUUAACAUCGAACCUGUCAAGCACAAGAGCUGUCGAUCCGAGGAGGGAUAAUUUGUUGUAGAGCUCGCCAAGUCCAGAGCUAGCUGGCUUGCCAAUGAAAUACAAGUCCAGUUAGCCUGUGAUCGCAGAGGUUUGUUUGUGUGCGUGGCAAACGUUUGACAUUUUAGCAGAUUUGUGACACUGGCUGGUCCAAGUGCAGCAGAGUCCCUGGUUUCUCUAGUUUGGCUCGCGUUCCUUGCAUUACUUUAAAAGCAAAGAAGCGGCGGGAAGUUGUUAGCCGACCUGAUUAGCUGUAGCCGUAGUUUCAGCUCUUCUGAAGUCAUUGGUCUCUAGUGGAUGGUGUCAGUCUCUUCUAUGAUUCACCGUCGCGCCGUUCAUCGACUGUCAGCAUGUUGAAAACACGUCAGUGUUUACUCGGGAUUCGCACCUUCCUUGGAGUGACGUCUAGAAUAUGGAGUUUCAUUUUAUACAUCCUCAGGAAGCAUCUACGUACGAUAAUCCAGUACCAAACAGUGCGUUAUGACACAUUACCUCUCUCCCCUGUUUCCAGAAACAGACUCCAUGCAGUGAAGAGGAAGAUCUUGGUGUUGGAUCUGGAUGAGACUUUGAUUCACUCUCACCAUGAUGGCGUCCUUAGACCUACAGUGAGGCCUGGUACACCUCCAGACUUUAUCCUCAAGGUGGUAAUAGACAAACACCCAGUCAGGUUUUUUGUCCAUAAAAGGCCGCAUGUCGAUUUCUUUUUAGAAGUGGUUAGUCAGUGGUAUGAGUUGGUAGUAUUUACAGCUAGUAUGGAGAUCUAUGGAUCGGCCGUAGCAGAUAAGCUGGAUAACAACAGGGGUAUCCUCAAAAGAAGAUUCUACAGACAGCACUGCACUUUGGAUCUAGGGAGCUACAUAAAAGAUCUGUCUGUAGUACACAGUGAUCUCUCCAGUAUAGUUAUUCUGGACAACUCGCCUGGAGCUUAUCGAAGUCACCCAGACAAUGCAAUACCUAUAAAGUCAUGGUUCAGUGACCCAAGUGACACAGCACUUCUUAACCUGCUCCCAAUGUUGGAUGCAUUGAGGUUUACCUCAGAUGUUCGCUCCGUCCUCAGUCGAAAUCUCCACCAGCAUCGGCUCUGGUGAUCGUAUCUGUCAGGGCCAGUCUCUCUUCUGGUCACCGUCUUGUUUUUACAUGGCUCUGCCUGCUAGGUGUUAGCCUCUCCUGCGCUGGAACUGUCAGCCUCUUGUCAUCAUGUGAGCUCCCAUUAGUCUCAUGGACUCCUCUGAGGAAAUGCUAUGAGAAGACAUGGGAGAACAGAAAGGAGAGAGAGACACAUGAUGGAGAAGCUAUUACAUAUAAACUCAAAAUGAGAGGCCAGCAUUUUUUUCUUGUUUUUUUUUUUUUUUCUUUUCUUUUUUUUCCUUAUAAAAUGGAAACUCUGCCUUACAGUUGUUGGAUUCAACUUGUGCAUGUUGGAGUGUUUCUGAGUGAAUAGGGGAGAAAGCUUCUGAUUCCAAUUUUACCUUUCAUUUUUUGGGGGUAAAUAAAGAAUCAGUUAAUCAGUUGUAACUACCUGUCACUUUCCACACUUCAUUAGCACUUAUUCCCCCCUUCCUAAAUGUCAGUGUUUGUUGUUUUGUAUGACCUUAGCACAAAUGGUCACAUGGUCUUAUCCACUCAUUCUCUCUUUAAACUUCUGUCCUUCCUCUCUCCUUUUUUUCUGUCUGCCAUCUCAGGUAUCUGAGCCUCUUCUCUAUGUUAAGAGCUGAGAGCUGUUAAUACCGUUGUACUAAUAGUAUGCUGUGGUAGAGAAAACUAUAGCAGGAGAGAAAACUACAGUCCAUUAUUACAGAUUAUGGUAUUAAUUUUCUGUGUAUCUUAAAAUGGCUCAUAUGUGGAACCUCUGGUUAAAUCAGAGAGGUUUUAUCAUAUAUUUCAAGGACACAUUUUUAGAUGUUCUUCGAUAUGGAUACAUCAGCCACUGAGAGAGAGACACAGAGCAACAAGGACUCUGCUAUAACAGAAAAAUAAAAUAGAGCCUUUUGUCAACAACUGAAAUGACAGUCUCUUCCACUUUUUGGGGUAUUCUACAUUUUAAAUUGGCUGAACUAUGUACAGUGAAGUAUUCAGACUCUUAACCCAUUUUUCAUUUUACUGAAUGAUCGAUCUUGGUAUUUCGUUCUGUCUGAUGUGAACAAUUCAUGCAUGUUUCUUUUUUUAUUAUAUUUGACCUCGUCAUUUUUAAACAUCAUAACCCGUUUUUCCAACGAUUGGCACGAUUGGAUUUCCUCCAUCCAAUCCAAGGAUAGAACCAAGUCCCCGCCCUACAUUUAUUUAUUUUCUGAUAAUCCGUUUCACCUGGAUGUACAUCAGAAUAGAGAAAAAAAUGAUCUGCUGCUACUUCCAUAAUGUUGUAACUUUAAUGUGAGAAUGUCAUAUGUUAGGUGAAGCGAUUGUUCCAACAUUUCAAUAUUUUAAAUUUAAGCAGUAAGAGGAGGUUUGUAACACACAAUCAAGAAUGAGUUUGGCCCAUUUUUCCAAAUAAAUUUCUUCUAGGUUUUUCAGAUUAUA